Dromiciops gliroides (monito del monte) is the source of this 7050-nucleotide messenger RNA. It is a transcript of the gene N4BP2L2, whose product is annotated as NEDD4 binding protein 2 like 2. Gene Ontology annotation, biological process: negative regulation of transcription by RNA polymerase II. The record is from RefSeq and is a predicted model, not a curated record. Gene Ontology annotation, cellular component: nucleus. Gene Ontology annotation, molecular function: transcription corepressor activity. The transcript has 12 exons. NCBI's taxonomy places the organism in Eukaryota, Metazoa, Chordata, Mammalia, Microbiotheria, Microbiotheriidae. Bases 484 to 4101 code for a protein of 1205 amino acids.
AGGAACCGGGGCCGCUGCCCGGAUGUGGAAGGAACAGUCGCCAUCUUGCGAAAGAGCCGAGAGGUGCUGCCGGCCGUGGACGGAGCCCCAGGGCCUCACGCGGGGCCGCUAGCUCGGAGAGCCGAGACCGCCCGGGCUUGCUUUUCGCCUUUCUCACAGAUGCCUUAUUGUGAAAAUUAAGCUAAGUCUUUGGGACAUGGUAAAAAACGAAACUAGCAAGUGAAACAUGCAAUAAAAAACUGAAAUCAACAGAAGAGGCUUAUACUAUAUUCCAUGAUGGUGGUGACCAUUUUCACUGAUCCUAAAAGAAAACAGAGAACAACUUAUCCAUCUUUGAUGACAAGGAAAAUGGAAAAACUCAGGAGAGCAAGACUGAAACUACAGUUUUAUUGAAACCUUUGGGGGAUGUAAUCUCUUAGGCCAGAUAUUAUUGAAUCCUUUCAUUCAGAAGGCCUUCAGCAUGCAAAUCCUACAGUAGUAUCCAUGAACAUCAGUGAAGUAUCUAGAAAUAACUAUACUUAUGUUUCUGGAAGUAUUAAAGAACUUAGAAUGGAAAGAAAUCACAAGGUAGCUAACCCAGUUAGUGGAGAAGAAGUGGAAUAUAGCACAAGCAAAGCAUUCAUAGGACCUAUUUACAAAAGUCCUGAGGAAAAUAAACGAGAGAAAAGAAAACAUCACACACAAAAAGGUGGACUGGAAAAUAAACAGAACCCAUCUCCUAAUAAAUUGGAUAUAGACAAUGAGUUAUCUCAGUUUUACAAAGAAAUUCAGGAGCUUGAGAGCGAAAAAGAAGAUUUGGAAGGCCAUUGUGAGGAAUUUAAACCCCCUCAGGAACAAUUUAGUUUAUGUUAUCAAGGCUAUUACAAUGACAAUUUAAAAUCUGAUGAAGAAAAGAAAGAUAUUUGGUUUAGUACUAUACAGUCACCCCCUGGUGAUGAGCAGUAUUUUAGCAAUGAUCCAGUUGGUUGGAACACUGAAUAUCCAGUUAAUGGACAAAUGGAACCUAUGUUUUUAAACAACCCAAUUCCUUCCUUUAGGCCCGAAUGGCAACCAGUGGAAUCCUCUUUAGUUCCUCAUGGCCUUUUUCCUUCUGGGUUCAAUUAUCAUUUAAAUGUUCAAAGAUUUAAUCCCUCUCCAUCUCUGCCACCACAUGUUUUCCAUGCUCAAGAUGUUAAAUCCUGUGAAAUGUACAAUGGAUAUAAUGUAAACAGUGGCAACCCAAAUUGGAAUUGUCCAACAUUUGAUCAGACUAAUAGAUAUUCUGAUUGUGAUGGGAGGAACAAUAGCACACAGGCCUCUAGAAAUGACUACAGUGAACAAGAUGGACGAGAAAGUAAUGGUUUCUAUGAAACAAGAGAAGAAUCUUGGGAAGACCCUUCUCUAUUCCAGAUGGAGAAAACAGACAGGCUUAUAAACCAGCAGUUCCAAGAGGAAAAACUAAAGAGGCUUCUUAUCCUUUUAAGGGGUCUGCCUGGUUCAGGGAAAACGACACUGUCUCGCGUUUUGCUUGGUCAGAAUCGUGGUGGCAUCGUCUUCAGCACUGAUGAUUAUUUUCGGCAUCGAAAUGGGUACACAUAUAAUGUUAGACAACUUGGUGAUGCCCAUGACUGGAACCAGAGCAGAGCAAAGAAAGCUAUUGAUCAGGGAAGAUCUCCAGUUAUAAUAGAUAAUACUAAUACCCAAGCUUGGGAAAUGAAACCUUAUGUGGAAAUGGCUAUAGGCAAAGGAUACCAAGUGGAGUUCCACGAACCUGAAACAUGGUGGAAAUUUGAUCCUGAGGAAUUAGAAAAGAGGAAUAAACAUGGGGUGUCUCGUGAAAAGAUUGCACAGAUGUUGGAUCAUUAUGAAUAUAAAAUGUCCAUCUCUAUUGUAAUGAAUUCAGUGGAACCUCCACAUAGAAGGUCUGAGAGACUUCGAAGACAGAGAGAAGAAAAUUUGAAGAAAACUGGACAGAAACCUAGCAGAGCAAGUCAGAGGAGAAACAGGAGAAGAAAUAGGAAACUGAAGAAUAAUAAUGGCAAAUCUAUGGAGAAAGAAUCAUAUGGAACCCUGUGUCUUCCCAUGCCAGAGGAGGAGGGCACAUCUGAAAGUGAAGAACAUUACUCAGAAGAGGAGAAUGAUGGAAACUUAGUGUUCAUGUCCAUUGGAGAUCUGGGAUGUACAUCAACAGAUUCUAUAAAUGGACACAGUGAAGAAAGCAGUAAAAGCCUAAAACCUGAACUUGGAAAAGAAAAUGUUUCUAAUGUUCAAUCUGUCACAUCUGUACCUUUGGAAAGUCCACCAAGGUGUGACUCAGUUGCAGAAAGUGACAACUUGUAUCAGUUAAACUUGACAUCCAUUCCCCAUGGAAAUGCAGUUGGACAGAUUUUUAAUCAUCAUACAAUGGUUCAAAACUUUGUAGGAAGACAGAAUAAUCCCUGUGUACCGAGUAUCAAAUGCUCCGAAGUGAAGGCUGACAGUCAUGGUGAAGCAAGUCACUCUGUGGUGUUCGGCAUUAAGGAUAGAAUUGUGUCUGCUAAGGCCACUUGUGUUCUUACACAGGAGAAUAGCAUGUCAGCUGAAAGCCCCAGGGAUAAAGAAAUGCUGCCUCAUCAGUACAGAUUUGACUCUUCAUAUGAAAAUUUAAAAUAUGGGCACAGGGCAAAUAGGAAUCAAACAAAUUGGGCUUUUUUCUCAGCCACAUUAUCUGAUGAAAAACUAGAGUGGGAUUUGGAUACACAGCCCUCUUUUGCUGGUUGGCCUGAAGGGCCUCAUAACUUUAUAAACCCACAGAGACAAAAGAAAGCUAGGUGUUCCAGACAGACUUGUUGUGAUGGCCCUGGGGAACCGAUGAGACUUGUGCACAGAUACGAAGACACAGAAAAAGAAAACCAUCUGCAGUCACUGGUGGAGGAGAAUACUGAUGCACUAAGAAAUGAGAAGCCGGCAUCUCCUCCAAAUAAACCUGUGGACCUAAUUCCAUUCAUAGAGAUGGAAACUAAUAUCCUCAGAAGCAACUUGCCUGAAAUACAUGUUCAAAGGAAAACAUCAGCAGUGAUUACUAAGAAGGGAAAACCCAGAAGGAUUUUUAAUUUGGCACCGAACUUUCACCUGCCAAGACAAAUUGUGGUUAGUGUAGAGAAGGACAGAGAGGCUCUGUUAACAGAUAGUCACACAUUUAAAAACAUUUUGGUUGUAGAAAAUGACAGAAUUCCAGAAUUGAAUCAGGAAGAGAAGAAUAAGGCAGCAGAGAUGACUCUCCAAAAUAAUCCAUCCAGAUUUAACCAGGAUUAUGCCGUAGAGCUUGCAUCCAACCCUGGAAAAGAAUGUCAGUCUCAAGAUGUAUCAUUCAAUCAGCUGAGGCAGAUUUUGUGUCUUCCUCAAAGGGGUGUGUUGAAGCUUCUGUUUACAAGUGAGAAAAGAAUUCUGAUGUUUAAAUCACAGACAGUGGGGAAUAGGCUGAAUGAGGUAGAAGUAAUUUCUUCAGAAAUCUCAAAUCCCGAGCCUGAUAUCGUAUUAUCUGCUAAAGUUUCUUCUGAGCAUCCUGGUUUUGACUUUGAUAUAUUUUCUGGAAGUUUUGGUGCCAGUGUUCACAAAAGAAAUGAACCCGAGUCAUCACAAUGUGUACAAACUGAAGACCCUCGAGAUUCACUAAGUGUUAUGCCUGAUUCCUUUGGUCUGCCCUUACCCCAGAGAUUUGCUUUCCAACUUGUAAAUCUUUUUGGAUCUCCUGGAGUUCCAAUAGAGUCUUUGUUGCUUGAUGACUAUGUAGUUACCCUCGACUGGAAAACAUUAAAGAUGAUCUAUCUGCAGUGGAAGACGUCAGUAGAGCACUUUGAGCUCCAUGAGGACAGGAACCAUGUCUUGUCUAAACUUUGUAUCUCCCCCUGCUUACAGCACAGUGCUCUGCACACAGAACGGCAGAAGAAGAUGAGGCAGGAAAAUGAAAAUUUCUUGAUUGUUGAUGUGAUGAGCCUUCGUGAUACUGAAAAACCUGAUCAUCAGGAAAGUCGAGAAUAUUUUAAAACACUUUCAGAAACAAACUUUUCCAAAGUUGAUAUAAAGGAUAAUUUCCAGGCCAAUACAAGUCCUAUUUUGGAUACCACAUCCAGCCAUUCUUGAAGAAUUAUUUGAAUAAAAUGCUGCAUCGAAGAGAAAGCUUCAUUAGACACUUCUUCAGAGCUGAGACCACGUCUGGAUUUUCUGUUCCUCAUUUCCAUUUGGCUAAAGUUAAUCUAAAUGAAGACUGUAUUUCUUUAUUAGUAAUGCUUUAUAAAUGGCUUUGCUCAUUUCCUUCCAUUUGAGAAAGAAAAAAGGGGGGUGGGGAGCCAUAGAGCUGUUUCUAGCUUAAAUAGGGAGAAAGUCAUUUGAGGAGGUACCUGGGAUUUCUACUAGACUGCAAACUUAAUAAUAAUCAGCCGUGCAAUAUGACAACCCAGAAAUGCAAAUUGAUCUUAGAUUGCACUGAGAGUGGUAGUCCCCUUGGCCAGACAUACCUGAAAUGCUAUAUUUCAGUUCUGGGUAACAUGUUUUAUGAAGGACAUUUAUAAGAAGGUGGAAAGCAUUUGCAAAAGUGUGACCAGGUUGGUCAGAGGCUUCAAGAUCAUGCCACCUUUAUAUUUCAUCUCUCUGGAUUCUGACCCUUGUUCCAGCUGGAAGAGCUAUUUUUGGAAGCCGGGUGAUUCAUCUGACAUAUUAGCCAUCUUCCUCCAAUUCAUGUUAACUGCAGAUUUCAUAAGCAUGCAGUCUUUGUCUUCAUAUUAGUCACUCAUAAAAACGUUUCAUAGAAUAGGGCUGAGGACUGAGCCUUGACAUCGAUCAUCCUUUUGGUCCUGUCAUUAAAACAGUUAUGAACCCACCCAAUUACAUUAUAAUCCUGUGCACAUCUCCAUCUUGUCAACAAAGAUAUGUGGGCCUUUAUCAAAUGCCUCACUACAAUUCAGUUAAUCUAUAUGUAUGUUAUUUCUUUGAUCUUUCAGUCUGAUAACUCAGUCUUGGGAGGAAAUGAGAUGAUAAGUGGUCUGUUCAGACAGUGUCUAGAGCAUUCAGUUCAGGGUGCUAUAUUUUAGGAAGAAUAUUCACAAGUUGGAAAGAGCAUGGCAUAGUGGAUAAAGAAAGACCUGAUCUGAAAACCAGGAAGACCUGGGUUCAAGUCCCACUUCUGACACAUACUGACUUUAUGACCCUGGGCAAAUUACUUAAUCUCUCAGUAAUCUGGACAACUCUUUAAGAUUAAAAAUUACAAAGAUGCCACCAACCUGCAUUGGUAGAGUGGGUUUCCCCGCUACCAAUACUAUACUAAUACUACCUCUACUGAGAAUUCCCUAUGCCAAUGAAAUUAUAAGCCUAGUCCCUAUCUCAUAUUUUAUUGACAAGUUAGAUCAUGGAAGGGGUGGUGGUGACCAGAAUAGAAAUGGGACUUGACACAAUGUCAUCUAAGGGGCCACUUUUUCGCCUGGGGGUGGGUAUGUAGACACAAAAGUUGUCUUCAUAUAAUUUGUUCUGUUUAGCUCCAGUGGGCAGAAACAGAAUAUUGGGUGUAAGACGCAGGGAAGCAGAUUAAGGAGAGAUUUCCCUUCACCAGGGGCCAUUAGACAAAGUCUGGAUGAUUCUUUUUUAGAAAUGUUAUAGAAAGAAUUCAUAUUCAGAUACAGUCUGAACUAGAUGCUUCUAAUCUCCCUCCCAAUUCUGAGAUUCUGUGGCAUGGAAGGAAUGUGGCGUUUUCUUUUUCUUGCUGAACCUAUUCAUCAUGCUUAGUGAUUAUCAUGUCUUUUUCCAAAUGUUCAUAAACCAUCUGUUUAAUAAUCUGUUCAGGAAUAUUAAUGGGGCUGGGCAUUAAAUUCACAGGUAUAUCAUUUGAGGAAUCUAUUUGCCUGUGUUCUUGAAAAUCAGGACCAUAUUUGCCCAUUUCUAGCCCCAGAGAGCCUCUUUUGUCCCCAUAGUUUCUCAAAGAUCGCUGAACAAUCAUACCUGUGAGUUGUUUAAGGCCUUAGUUUCUUUAUCUUUAGGAUGGUGGGGGUAGGAUUAGAUGAUUCCCCCAAAUCCUUCAGCCCUAAAUUCUGUGGAACAGUCAUGGGUUCUUGGACCUCACUCUGCCAUUUUCUAGUCAUGUAACUUUAGAGAAGCCACCUCUCUGGGUCUGUUUUCUCACCUGUGACAGAGGAUUCAUUCCAUGCCCUGCCCAUCCCACAAGACAGUGAAGAUCACGUGAGGUCAUGAAUGUGAAAGUACUUUUCCAGUUAAUGCUAUUAGUACCUCAAAGUGUUAUACAAAUGUAAUUCAGUCAAUAAACAUUUAUUAAUCUCCUACUGUGUGCUAAGCCCCCUGGAUACAAAUACAAAUACAAAACAAAGACCGUCCCUGCCCUCAAGGAAUUUACUAUGUAAUAAAGGAAGACAAAUUCCUGCUCUUAAGGAGCUGACCAUCUAAUUGGGAAAGGCACAAAAAGAAAUUGAAAAGAGAAAGGAAGGGGGGAGGAGGAAGGUACCUACAGUAGGGGUAUGAUGAAGUACAGUGUAGCUGGUAGGAAGAGGGGAGAAGAAUAUGCUGAGCCCCUUCCUUAAAUAGAGGCCCUGUGGUCCAGGAUUCUGUCCUCAAGUCAGAGGAUCCAAUCAGAAGGGCAUUGGGUCCUGAGUAGAUGUGAGCACCAGGCAGAUUGUAAUUUUGCAGGAUAAUGAGAUUUCGCAAUGAUGAGUUCAUAUACUCUAUAUACAGCAAAGUGUUGUACAAAUGUAAGGUAUUGUCAAGUGGGGCCAAAAAAAUUCCCCUUCCCUAAAAUAUCUUGGUUUUUUUAAUCUACCAUAGUACUUGAAAUUCCCAUGAUAAGCUAGCUGGGCAUGGGGGAGGCUGAGGCUGAUGGAUCUUCUGAGUUCUAGAAUUCUGAGCCACUCCAGGCUGUUCACAUUAAGUCUGGCACAAAUAUGCCCUGGGAGCUGCCUAAAAAGAGGCUGACUCGCCCAAGGUCAGGGGAAAAAGAAGAGGUAAAAACUUCUUGUGUUGAACAACAGUGGGAUUAGCCCACUAAUGGUCAUUGUACUUCCAACCCAGGUGAGAUAGGGAGAGCUAGUUUAA